UUGAAUUUCCAGCAGUCCUGUUAAACACUUCAACGGGAGAGAUUGAAUCUGAAUUCCACACAUACGUCCAGCCCCAGGAGCACCCUAUUCUCUCUGAGUUUUGUACAGAACUAACUGGCAUAACACAGAAUCAAGUUGAUGAAGGGGUCCCUCUAAAGAUUUGUUUAUCACAGUUUUUGAAAUGGAUUCAAAAGAUACAAAAGGAGAAGAAAAUUAUAUUCAGUUCAGAUAUUCCAAGCCAUUCUACUUCAGAGGCAAAACCAUGUACCUUUGUUACUUGGACAGACUGGGACCUCGGUGUGUGUUUGCAGUAUGAGUGUAAAAGGAAGCAGCUGCAAAAACCUGACAUUUUAAAUUCCUGGAUUGAUCUCAAAGCAACAUACAGGGCCUUCUAUAAUAGGAAGCCUAAAGGGCUAAAUGGUGCUUUGCAGGAUUUGGGGAUAGCUUUUGCAGGACGGGAACAUUCUGGGUUGGACGAUUCUCGGAAUACUGCCCGUCUUGCUUGGAGGCUGAUUUGUGAUGGAUGUGUGCUGAAGGUUACUAAAUCUUUGGAUAAGGCACAUCCGAAGAAUAAUUUAAUUUCCAGAACACUGAGUAUAAACUUCACUGACAAGACUCCACUGGGAAGUAAUAGCAGACCUGAAACAUCUAGAGAUGGAACUUUUGAAACAAACUCUCUGGCUGAGAAAAACCACAAUGGUAUUGCUGGAAUUAAGAUAAAUUCUAAUGUACAAACUGAAGAACAACAGACCACUUGCAGCGAUUCCUCUGCAGAUGUCCACAUUGCACCUAGCAGCAGCUCAAGGACUGAGUUACAUGCUCAAGUCCAAAGCUCUUUAGCAGCAUCUACUGACAGAUUUCCUGCUCCUCUUGAGCAGGCACAGCAAUCUCACAGUAGUGUAUCAACACACAUUCGGCAAGGAUUGAGCAAUGGGCAACCUCUGAGUACAACCGGAUACAGCCCCCCAGUACAUGGAUCAGGACUAGUGCUUGUCUCCACUACUAUCCCCUCAGUUAAUAUCUCCAGUGAGGAUAUCAGUACUAGUUCUGAUUGCUUAUCUCUGUUGACUGACUGGGAGGAUGUUGCUUUAAUACCAGAAUCUCAAUAUGAACAAAAUUCAGACUGCACUCAAUUCAAAGAUGACUCAAGUACAGAUAUUUUAACAGUGUUUGAAGAGAAAACAAUUUCAAAACAAUCAGUGGCGAUGAGUUCGGAUAAUCAAAGUUUGGAGAAAACUGUAAUACCUGUGGAACCUCUGAAAUCUAUCAUUUACAAAAGUCCUGAUACUACUAUCUAUAACGUAGGAAUAGUACAAAGGCAGACUUCAAAUUUUUCAGCCUUUAAGUUACCAUCUGCAAAGGUAGAUGCUAUUUCUGCACAAUCGGCAUUAACUGGAAAUUAUUCUGCUCCUUCAGAGGUUCCUAAAAGAAAGCCAACUAGUCCAAAAAUGUUCCCACCAGCAAAAAAAAAGUCUUUUGCUAUAUAUAAAGAGAAAACUGCAUCUUUUGAUCAUUCCUUACCUUUAAGAAGUUCCAAUUUGUCCAAAGUGUCUCCUGCCAUUCUGAACUCCACAGUCAAUUUGAAUCAGUCUGUAAGAGCUGUGAAAAAUGGAAAACCAACUCCCCCUCUGUGUAACUGCGGUCGAAGAGCUAAAAAACUGUAUGUGUCAAAUGCUGGUCCAAAUCACGGCAAAGCAUUUUUUUGUUGUCCUGUUGGCAAACAUGAAGGUAAUAAGAAAGGUUGUGGAUACUUCAAGUGGGAAUAUGUGCUUCUGAAAGAGAAAUCUAAUAGUCUCACCCCGAAUGCAGAUGCUUUGACCUCUCCUGGAACUUAUGCCAGUAAUUUAGGAAAUUCUUCCAACAAAAAAUAUUUGUGUCUUAGACCCUCUAUGAGAACUUGA
Messenger RNA from Pelecanus crispus (Dalmatian pelican), 1901 nucleotides. Lineage: Eukaryota; Metazoa; Chordata; Aves; Pelecaniformes; Pelecanidae. The record is from RefSeq and is a predicted model, not a curated record.